Molecule: messenger RNA, 1494 nt
Organism: Spodoptera litura
Lineage: Eukaryota; Metazoa; Arthropoda; Insecta; Lepidoptera; Noctuidae
Source: RefSeq, a predicted model, not a curated record
AUGACUGUGUUGGUGCUAACUAUGAUAUUUAGUGUAGUGUUUGCAAUAUGGUGGUACUGGUGGAGACCUUGUCCUCGAUCACCUCGCACGUAUCCUGGUGCAUUGCCCAUCAUUGGGCACAUUGUUGAGGCAAUAAAAUAUCGUAAUGAUAUAUGGAGCUAUAUGGAACGUAUUGCUGAUUAUAUGACAGACGAGUGUGUGCAACUUCGGAUGGGUUCCCAUAAAAUCUAUGUUGUAAGCGACCCCGAUGAAGUUGGUGUUAUAGCAAACACGUGUUUGAAUAAAUCAUUUCUUUACAAGUUUCUAAUCGAUGUAUUAGGAAAUGGAUUACUAUUAUCAGACGUACCCACAUGGAAAUUACAUCGUAAGCUACUGAAUCCAGCAUUCAACCAGAAAGUAUUGAACACAUUUGUAAAUGUUAUGAAUGUAGAAGCACGAAUUUUAGUCUCACAAUUGAAACCUGUAGCGGGACAAGGACCAGCUAAUGUCAAGGAAUUUCUAAUUAAAUAUAUUUUAAGAUCGGUUUGCAGAACAUCAUUGGGAUUAGAAGCUAAAGAUCAAGAUAUGAUUGGUAAGGAAUACGCACAAGCAAUAGACGAAAUCAUAACAAUAGCAGUAAAACGAGGUCUAAACGUAGCAUUACAUCCUUCAUUUGUUUACAACAUAACUUCGAUGAGAAAAAGAGAACAGGAACUGGUGACGAGGAUAAAGAACAUUUUAAAUAGCAUAAUCCAGAAACGUAAAUCUGAUUUAAAAAUUACCAAUUCAACAAAUUACGAUGAUGGCUCAGUUAAUGGUAAAUUCAAACCUAUCUUAGAUCUGUUGCUGCAUUUAUCUGAUGAACAAUAUGUCCUCUCAGAUGAUGAAAUCAGGGCGCAUCUGAAUACUUUCGUAGCAGCUUCUUUCGACACAACUUCAUCAACACUUCAGACUGUGUUGUUGGUGCUUGGAUCAUAUCCUGAUGUUCAGGAACGAGUAUAUAGAGAAAUAAACGAAGUAUUCGGAAAUAAACAAGAAUUGACUAAAUAUGACUUACCAAAAUUGGUUUACUUAGAAGCAGUGAUAAAAGAGGUUUUGAGGAUAUAUUCUAUAGCUCCUUGGGUAUCAAGACAUAUUGACACUGAUAUCGUUUUCCCAAAAUAUACAUUAAGAGCUGGGAGUACAUGUAUUCUGGUAUUGUACUACCUUCACCGCCACUCCUCGUGGGGACCAGAUUCCAAACAGUUCAAACCGGAGCGAUGGUUGAAUCCUGACACUUUACCUACUAACCCUAACGUAUAUGCUCCCUUUGGCAUUGGGAAACGAAACUGCAUCGGAAAGCAGUACGCUAUGAUGACCCUAAAGACAUCGGUUGCGCAUAUCGUUCGAAAUUUCAAAUUAUCUGCAGAUAUUAGUCAAUUGUACUGGAAAUAUGAAGUUAUAUUAAAACCAAUUAACCCAACUCUCGUUAGUUUUACGUUAAGAUCUGAAUUUAAAAUCUUUAUGUACAAAUAA